Eublepharis macularius is the source of this 2119-nucleotide messenger RNA. RefSeq names its product C-type lectin domain family 4 member G-like. Bases 35 to 919 code for a protein of 294 amino acids. The record is from RefSeq and is a predicted model, not a curated record. NCBI's taxonomy places the organism in Eukaryota, Metazoa, Chordata, Lepidosauria, Squamata, Eublepharidae. The transcript has 9 exons.
AGCUGGAAGCAGAGAAGCACAGAGAUUGACAAGGAUGGCUCCAGGCGGCAUCUACACCAAGUGUGAAGAACCUGACACAGAUGUGGUCAAAGACAACAUGUUUGACAAGACAUCAAGGAGAACAGGUGGUUUCCUGUUGCAGCAGAGCAGAUGUUGUUCGCAAGGAACAUCUAUAUCAGUCCUUUAUAUUGCAAAUGCUGUGUUGUUUCUGCUGUGGAUUAUAACCAUCAUCAUUAUAUCUGGAAAAUACUCCAGGAUGACCAAGGAACUAGAACGGCUGCAUAGCGAACAAACUCUGCUGAGUGGAAAUGACACCUAUAUGGUAAAGCAACUAGAGGUACUUCAUUCUAAUCAAUCCACCUAUGCAACAGAGUUGAAUAACAGUCUGCAGAGAUUAGAAGAUAAUCAGAAUAAACUAAAACAGGAUGUGACAAAAUUGCAGAAAGAUUUAACUACAGAGAAAAAAAAGAUUUGGGAUGAGACGUUUAAACUACAGAAUGCUCUUCAAAAACUAAAUGCCUCAGCCUGCAAGAUGUGUCCAGAGGGCUGGCUACUGAACAAAGGAAAAUGCUACUAUUUUCAUGAACAGGAGAUACACUGGUCUUUAGCUAAGAAUUUCUGUGAGAAUCAAGGUAGCCACUUGGUUGUCAUCAAUGAUGCAGAUGAGCAGAUGUUUCUCCAGUCAAAGAAAAAACGCUAUUCAUAUUGGAUUGGUCUCCACGAUAUGAAAAAUGAAAAUACCUUUGUCUGGGUGGAUGACAGCCCUCUAUCAUAUACCCACUGGUUUGCAGGGGAGCCAAAUAAUUAUGGCCAUGGUGAGGACUGUGUCACGAUGACAGAAAGAGGCUGGUGGAAUGAUUAUGCAUGUGGAAGCGAAGUGACAGGCACUAUUUGUGAAAAGCCAUGGAAUUGCCAGUAGUGACCAGCAGGAGCAGAAUCCAAAAUUCAGGGGCUUGCUCUUCCUGACUCCAUCAUUCUUCUAAGACCUUUGCUUAAAGAUCUUCUAGCAGUACAAACUCUGACACCUUAUGGGCAGUAGCUACAGCAAAUAAUUUCUACAUAUGAGACCAUAGUAUUCACAUUUAAUUUGGUGUACACUUGUAGUGCACCAUAUCUGAUUUUCAAAAUUUACAAAUAAAGAGUUAUUUGACCUCUAAGACUGAAAUCCCAACAGAGAAACAGUAAGCAGACCUACUCAAAAGUAAGUCCCAUUUAUUCAAAUAAUUCAAAAUGCUGAUGGUUGAAAAAGGCAAGUAAUCUUUUUUCAGAAAUAUAUAGCAUUUUGCUCAAAUAGAACGUGAGCCAAGGAAUAACAACAUUCAAUUUAUAUACUGCACUUUAGGACUUAUAUACUGCAACUUAACACCCACUCAGAGUGGUUUACAAAGUAUGCUCACAACAAUCACCCUGUAAGGUGGGUAGAGCUGAGAGAGGUUUGAAAGAGCUGUGACUGACCCAAGGUCACCCAGCUGGCUUCCAGCAGAGGAGCAGGGAAUCAAACACGGCUCUCUAGAUUACAGUCCUGCCACUCUGAGGCUGAUGGUAUGAUUACUGAUUGUUCAACUUUUUUAGUUAGUCUUCCAUUUUGAAAGAAUAUAAUGAAAAUGGUCCAUCAAUAGCAUCUUUCAUCAUGGAAACUAACCAGAAUUUAUAACUAUUUGGAGGAGAACUUUUGGUUUUGUGGUGCACGUAGAACAAUUUUUUUCACAUAUGGUAGUUAUCUGAGCAAACCUAGAAGUUAUAGUAAAUAGUUUCAUUAGUUUUAUCAGAAGUUCUCAGAGUUAACUACUAUGUACAUUAUACUCCAGAGUUGAUAUUAUUCAUUUAUGCUGUAAGAAUCCAAAGAAGAAAAUAGGUUUUUACUCUUAGUAUACAUACUAUCACUUGAUUAACAUUUGCUAAAAAUGGGAAACAAGAAAUUUUUCAUGGUAAAGGAGGAUUUGGUAAACAGCCAUACAUAGAGAAAAUAAUAUGAAGAGAUUAGACAAAAUAUGGUGUUAAGGGCUUCAAUGUAGCUUCUACAGUAGAGGCGUUAUUGGUUUAAUUCACUGUAAUAUACAUUAGUAGAUUUUUUGGUAUAGGUUUACUUUGUAAUAAAAUCUUUGGUAUUUAGUAUUUA